GUGUUUUUUUUCUAUCGUCAUGCCGUCCUCUCUUCUUCGUCUCUCCGUGGUUUGUGCUUUAGCCGUCUUUUUACGGUUAUCUGCAGCGAAACGGAGACAUGAGAGAAGAAGAAGACGCCUGCGCCAGCUGCUGCUGCUGGUGGAUCAGUUUAUGACAGUUCAUCCAGCAUCAUACUGCAGACUGAACCACCGCGUUCCCAUCCUCCGCUUGUGGUUUGACGUCGAGUCUGAGUUGAAGCAGGAUUUCCACCUGAGCAGAAGAGCCAUGCACGCCCUGCAGAGGCUCCUGCAGAAGGACCAGGACCACGGCUGGGGGAACGAGCUGGAGGUCCUGAUCUACAUCUAUUGGCUGGCUCAUGGACUGUCCUACCGUGUUGUAUCUGGGGUUUUCAACGUACCAAGAUCCACAGUCCACCGCAUCAUCCACAAGGUUGCACAGAGGAUAUGGCUGCACCUCAGUCUGGCCAUUUCUUUCCCCCGUACUGAAGAUCUUCACCAGGUUGGACGAGGAUUUGUGGAUCAGUCUGGCUCAACGGUGUUCAAUGAAGUUGUGGGUGUGAUUGACAGCACACAUAUUAGAAUCAAAGCUCCCCAAAGGCACCAGUGUGAUUAUCUGAAUGAGAAGGGUUUUUAUUCAAUAACCAUGCAGGCCAUCUUUGAUUCCAAUGGAAGGUUCCUAGACAUCUUCGUUGGUUACCCAGGAUCUGUUCCUGAUGCAGGAAUCAUGAGGAACAGCAGCUUUUACCAGGCGAGACGCUACCCUCCAACUAGUUACAUCCUUCUGGGUGAUGAAAGCUACCCCUGUUUGGACUCCCCGAUCCGUCUGAUCACGCCUUACACAGAACCCGUCAAUGGACAACUACAAGAACUCUUCAACUAUCACCACUACAAAGCCCGCAGAGUGGCUGAGAGGGCUUUUGGAGCGAUGAGGACACGAUGGAGGGCUACUCUUUCAAACACCAUGGAGGUUAAACCAGCGUUCGCGUCCCAGGUUGUUUCAUCGUGCGCUUUUUUGCACAACGUGUGUCUGGACAAUGGGGAUGUUCUGGAACAGGACGAUGAAACCGCACACGAUGCUCUCGACUUCCUCCUUCCUCCUCAGGAGCUCCUGACAGAUGAGAAAUCUGGAAUCCCAACCAGAGACAGACUGGCUGCCAAGAACAUGUCAGUACUCCAGGAAUGAAUCAGUUUCUGCUGUUUAAAAGCAACUUGACUUCUUGGUGGCAGUAUAUAUGGACCAUACUUUCUUGGAAGCUUAAGGUUACCAUCUCUAAACCUAUAGGAUAUUAUCCUGUACUUACAGGUAACUUUCCUGUAACUCAUAGGUAACGUCUAGAAAGAAUUCACAGCUCCCUGUACUAACAGGUCGCAACCCA
Molecule: messenger RNA, 1376 nt
Organism: Girardinichthys multiradiatus
Lineage: Eukaryota; Metazoa; Chordata; Actinopteri; Cyprinodontiformes; Goodeidae
Product: putative nuclease HARBI1
Exons: 2
Coding region: 20-1183 (387 amino acids)
Source: RefSeq, a predicted model, not a curated record